Lethenteron reissneri (Far Eastern brook lamprey) is the source of this 1447-nucleotide messenger RNA. RefSeq lists its product as uncharacterized. Gene Ontology annotation, molecular function: GTPase activity; GTP binding. The record is from RefSeq and is a predicted model, not a curated record. NCBI's taxonomy places the organism in Eukaryota, Metazoa, Chordata, Hyperoartia, Petromyzontiformes, Petromyzontidae.
UCGUUGUGAAUGUUGUGGAUUUGCUCUCCAGCACACAACCGAUUAGUGCUGUGCUCGUCACGAAUUGGCCACGUUCUGUUUACGUGACAAACCCCUUCCUAGUUGGCUGUGUCGGGUGGUUUAACGACACAUUUAUAUUUACGCGAUUUAACCCAAAACACGUCUAGUAUGUAACUGUGUCUGUAUGUUGUAUGUAUCUGUGUAUGUAUCUAUGUACCAGUGUAUGUAUGUUGUAUGUAUAUUGUAUGUAUGUAACUGUGUGUAACUAUGUAUGUUGUAUGUAUGUAUCUGUGUAUGUAUCUGUGUGCGUAAGUUGAACUUCUUCCGCACCGUACGUGGCCACGCGUGGUGAUCGCGGGCGAGGCCGAGCGACGCGAGAGGGGUGAGGGGGGGGCAGCUGCGGGUCGCCCCCCCCGCGCCCUGGGGGCUCCGUCACCGCCACCGCCGCCCUGGGGGCUCCGCGCGGGGGCGCCAGGAGGAGGAGGCGCCGCGUGAUGCACAAGUCGCCGCGUGGCCCCGCGGUGAGCGCCGGGAAGGGCCGUCACCUGACAGUGGCGCCUACGCACGAACCUCCAGCUCACCAGGGGCCAUGUCACCGCCGUCUCUCGCCUCCACCGCCUCCACCGCCGCCGCCGAUAUAUACGCGGCAGUGACGAGUCAGACCGCGGCAGUCAUCGCAAGGGACGAUUCGGACAUCCCCCACGCGAGCUCGGCACGAGAUCCGUCUUCGUCGUGGUCAUCCUGCACGUGGUGCCGAGGGGCUGCUGCUGCUGCUGCUGGGAGCGCGUCGCGUGCAGGUGCCCGCGUGAGCUCGCCCGGGGGGAGUUGUCGGCACGACGACCCGAGCCGCAGCCCGAGCCGAGCGGUGACAAUGGGUCUCCUUGCGUCGCGAGUGGCGUCGCUGCUGGACGGAAUGUUCACUCAGCAAGCGCGCGUGCUGCUGCUGGGUUUGGACGCGGCCGGGAAAACCAGCAUCCUGUACAAGCUCAAGCUCGACGAAUCCGUGGUGACCAUCCCGACCAUCGGCUUCAACGUGGAGACCGUGCAGCCCAUCAGGAACGUCACCUUCACCGUGUGGGACGUGGGCGGCCAGCAGAAGAUCCGCGCUCUCUGGAGGCACUACUUCCAGAACACGGACGGGCUCCUCUUCGUGCUGGACAGCGCGGACCGGGAGCACUUCCCGGAGGCUCUCAAGGAGCUGGACGCCAUCCUGGACAGCCCCGAGAUGACGCGGGUGCCCUUCGUGCUCCUCGCCAACAAGCAGGACCUCCCGCGGGCAGCGGCCACCGCGGAGGUGGCGGAGGCGAUGAAGGCGGUGAAGACGCGGCACGGGCGCGAGUGGCUGGUGCAGGGCUGCUGCGCCCGCACCGGAGAGGGCCUCCUGGAGGGCGUGGGGCAGCUCUCCCGCUUCAUCAGCAACUCCAGAGCCUCCUCGGGGACAAAGUGA